Molecule: messenger RNA, 690 nt
Organism: Quercus lobata
Lineage: Eukaryota; Viridiplantae; Streptophyta; Magnoliopsida; Fagales; Fagaceae
Product: F-box protein At1g55000-like
Exons: 3
Coding region: 1-690 (229 amino acids)
Source: RefSeq, a predicted model, not a curated record
AUGGUGGUAGUGGUUCGGCGAAACCGUGAAGAAUAUGAGGUCGAGUUUGUGGUUUGUGGGUCUCUGCUGUUGAUCGGGGUGGCUAGGUUGCGGUGGUUCGUGUUGUCCACCGUCAUCAACCAUUGCGUGUGCCGAGUCCCAAACUCGGUCACCGACGAACUCGUCGUUGAAGCCUUCAAGGCGAAGUGGAAGCUCAGAUACGUGAUCGGAAAGCCAGUCUCUGGAACCUUCUGGAGAGACAAUGAGAGCUGGAAGUUCGCUAUUUCGCGUCGGAUCGUUAAAGGAGAUAGUGUGGCUAGUCUGGCUGUCAAGUUCUCUCAACAGGUUAUGGACAUAAAACGUUUCAACAACAUGAUGAGCGACCAUGGCAUAUACUCAAGGGAGACGUUGUUAAUCUCUAUGAGCAAUCCUGACAUUCUUGUAAAUGGAGCAUACUACAUCGAGCUAGAUACCUAUGCGAAAAGGGAAGUGGCAGUGACAUAUGUUCUUCAAGAUGGUUCGCAUGGAAACUCUAGCCAUAUGUUGAAUAAGAUGACUACUAAACAAGGCAAGAGAAAGGUUAUUGACUCGUUGAAGAGAAGCAUGCAAGUCGAUGAUGGGACUGCUCAAUAUUACUUAUCUAUAUCAAAUGGUAAUUCUCGAGCUGCACUUUCUGAAUUCUCUGAGGACCUAAGUGCGAGAGACAAGUGA